CGGAUGCAGCAGUGAUGAUGACUCUGAGUGUGACUCUCUGCUUUACUGCUGUUCUGUUCAGCCAAUACAGCGCCGUUCUAACAGCAGGCCCUGUAACGAAGAAUCAAGGAGAAAAUCUGACCAUGGUGUGCACCACAGAGGACACUGACCCAAUGGGUUUAUAUCUACAUCUAAGAAACCCUGAGAAACAUGAAGUAUUUUACUAUGACAUCAAUAGUAAAACACUGACAUCCCCCCCUGAGUAUGAGGGAAGAGUUAUCACCAGCGGUGACCCCAAGGAGCUAACAGUAACCAUCACUAGUCUACGAGAGAACGAGAUGGGCGUCUACACCUGCGUGUUUAACUUUUUUGAUGGAAAACGUGUAGAAAAGGAGACGAAUGGUGCUCUGGUGUUUGUGAAAGCGCAAGAGGCCGUGACUAGCAAAGUUUCUAAUACAGAACCAUCUGCCAUGCCAGAGAUGCUCGUGCUGGUUUCCGCACUUACUGCCUGCACUGUUGUCAUACUGUGUGUGUUGGUGACCGCAGUGUGGAUAAUACCCAAGGUGAAGGCCCUGUGUGCGAGGCGGAGAGACAACAGGUCCAAGGCUCAUAACGCAGUUUAUGAAGAUAUGCGCGCCCACCGUAUGCAACAGAUCUAAUUUAAACCCCCCUUUCCUGCACUCAGAGGUUGAAGGUUUGCCCUAUCUGUCAUUGCUGGAUGCUUAAAACCACCUUGUUUGCUCUUUCAAUGUAGAUACAAAAGACUGUUGUCAGAACUAAACCUUGUAUCGCCAUUUUUGUUGUUUUUCAGUUUUUGACAUAAAUUGAAAGUAUCUGUUGACCUUUACAUUGUGUGCAAAUUUCAUGAUGAAUGGACAAAAAAAAUGACCCAGAAUGACUUACUUAUACUUGUAAAGUAUGUUUUUACCUUCUCCUGUAAACUUUACAUUUUGGAGAUAUGAGGUUUCGACCUGCUGACCUUUACAUUGUGUAAAAAAAUCAUGAUGAACGAAGCAAUUCCGACUGCAAUGACAUUUUACUAUAUAAAAUAAAUGCUUUAUAGUGUGUAUAUUCCUGUAAAUAGAUAUUUUUAAAAUAAAAUUGUCAAUAUAAUGCAGUCCGGUGUGAACUGUGCGACAAUUUGUGAAAAACAGUAAUAAUUAAUAAAUAAAUAAAUAAAUAAACAUGCUUGUUACAAUGCAUACACGUUUACUUUCCACCUAUACAUGUAUGUAUGUUUUUUAAUGUUUAUUUUAAUGUAAAUAAAAUUUGAAAAGUAGACUGUAAAAAUAAGAUACUCAAUAAAUAUAUUUUAAGUGA
Messenger RNA from Colossoma macropomum (tambaqui), 1299 nucleotides. RefSeq lists its product as uncharacterized. The coding region runs from base 15 to 638 and encodes 207 amino acids. Gene Ontology annotation, molecular function: signaling receptor activity. The record is from RefSeq and is a predicted model, not a curated record. Gene Ontology annotation, cellular component: membrane. The transcript has 4 exons. Gene Ontology annotation, biological process: adaptive immune response. Lineage: Eukaryota; Metazoa; Chordata; Actinopteri; Characiformes; Serrasalmidae.